Molecule: messenger RNA, 1567 nt
Organism: Marchantia polymorpha subsp. ruderalis
Lineage: Eukaryota; Viridiplantae; Streptophyta; Marchantiopsida; Marchantiales; Marchantiaceae
Source: the annotation of a GenBank genome assembly
GCCCCCCUCAAUUUCGUUCUCUUUGGAGGUGUCGAGCAUCGCUCUACGUCGGGGCUUGUUGGGUUGCUGCUGGGCUGAUUGCAGGAAGGGUGGUGUGGUGGUUUUCGACGAAGAAUUUGCUGAGGCCAGGACAGAAAGUGGUGGAAUCAUGAUGAUCCGAGGGGUGGGGCGAAAGCUGCCUUCGCUCUUCCGCCUCUCUUCUUCCUCACCUUACUCCGUCGCAUCUGUGGCUGGAAGAAAUUCUUGGCCUCAGGCUCCUUCCCUCGAGAGAGAAGCGGCCGAUGAGAAGAAUGAUAUGCUUGCAAGCUUCACCAGAAGCUCGGGAUUCACCGGCUACUCCGGUUUUUCUCGGGGUUUUGCUUCAGAUGCGCUGAGUGCAGGUUCUUCCACAGGAGGAUUGCCCGCAACCGUGGUGGCCUUGAAGAAUCCUACCAACCAGAUCGUUUAUGACGAGACCGUCCACGAAAGGCACAGUCCCGGUGACCCUAGCAAGAGGGCCUUCACCUACUUCGUGCUCACUGGUGGGCGAUUUAUCUAUGCUUCCGCACUCCGUCUUUUGCUGCUCAAGUUCAUCCUGAGUAUGUCAGCUAGCAGAGAUGUGUUGGCUUUGGCUUCCUUGGAGGUAAACCUGUCGAACAUCGAGCCCGGUGCUACCGUCACUGUGAAGUGGAGGGGCAAGCCUGUUUUCAUCCGACGCCGUACAGAGAGCGACAUUAAGCUGGCCAACACCGUCACCAUGUCUGAAUUGAGAGACCCGCAAGAGGACUCCGCCCGAGUUCAGAACCCCGAAUGGCUCGUUGUGGUUGGAGUUUGCACUCAUCUGGGAUGUGUUCCUCUACCCAAUGCCGGCGAUUAUGGUGGUUGGUUCUGCCCUUGCCACGGUAGUCACUAUGAUAUCUCAGGGCGAAUUCGAAAGGGUCCUGCACCUUACAAUCUGGAGGUCCCCCAGUACAGUUUCCUGGAAGAAGGAAAGCUUUUGGUUGGUUAGAUAAUGUCGACAAUAGGUUGUUAUGAAAAUGAGCCCAUGCUACACCAGCCCAUACUGGACUAAGGCAUUUCUGUGUAUACUAGAACGAGUGCGUAUUGCGCUAGUUCUCAGACCCAGGUUGUGAGUUGGUCCUUUUUGAAGCAAUUCCGAGCGAGGAGUUCCUUGGAGAAGUGUUGAGGGCGAAGUUUAUGCUUGUGGUGAAACUCAAACACUUUACAUUGAUUCUGUAGUGAUCCGAGAAAGGCCAUGUGUUGAUACCCCCACCCAUAUAGCUAAGUUUGGGAGGGUUUGAUGCGACUUGCAUUCCAGUUGGAUGAUGUCGAGAAUAAGAGUUAACCUGUUAAAGCACUAUGACGACGAGGGUUCCUAAAAGUAUUUUUGUUAAGACGUUAGGGAAGAUUGUGAGGUUCAUUCUCCAUAUUGGCUUUAGAAGCAAAUAGCAAACUGAGGCCCGAGGAGGAAUACUAUCGUUAACUUUGACAACUUUACUUCUUCCGAGUAUUCUUGACGUCUCGUCAUGAUCAUGCUUUGACGCCCUGUUGUCUGUCCAUGCCAUGCAAUUGAAGUAUUACCUGACCU